AUGUCCGUCGAAGAUCAAUGGAUAGCAGAUCGCGUUGAAAUUUUGAGGACUGGUUUAUUCUCUGCGAAAAAACAGGAUCAAGACCUGCUGUCUUUACCCCAGAACAGCGAUGAUGAAAGGACACCAAAGGAAGUGCUCGAAGCGCUUUCAUCUGGCGAUGCCGCUGGGCUGAAAGGAGAGAUUGUGAUCAAAAGAUUGUUUCUAGAAGCGGCUAAAGACAACGAUGAGACGAUAAAAGUAGGACGUUUUGCCAUUCUUAUGGACCUCUCGCAUCACAUGAAGAAUACGGCGAACAAGAUGGGCGACGACGUCAACGCGAAGUUUUGGGCUUCAAUCUUUUUUGACCUAUUCAGAAUGAGUUUGACUUUGCUGCAACUACCCCAAGGCCAUUUGCAGUUUUGGCCUUACGUAAAUUCACGCAUGCAUUGGUUCAAAGCCGGGUUUUUGAACGAAGAUUCACUGCAGCACGGACAAACCACCUUGAGUGCAAUUAAAGCACCUUUUGCCAAAGUGACUUACCAAAUAAACAAAAUGCUUCUGGCACUGAGGCUAAACUCCAAACUCGCUACAUGCGCACAUCAUGAGCUCAGCAUGAAGAUUAAUAUCUUUCUAUGCGAGUGUUUGUCUCCUAUGGAGCAGGCAAACACAAACAAGCGCGGUAAAAUAGCCAAAAAGCUUCCCGAACAGCUAUGGGAUAUGUGGAACGAUGAAAAAGAAGGAUCAGCUUUCUAUACCGAUUUCCUCAAAGUUAAACAGGAGUUUAUCGAAGAACCGAUCAUGUGGGCAUUUUCAGAUACCGGAAAAAGGCUCAGCUUACAAGAUUAUCUCUUGCCAGUGAUGGAUGAGAUUCUGCUUCACGAAUCUGAAUUUUAUGCUCACAUCAAGACGAGAAAGGUGCGACUUAACCGACUGAACCAAAAGGCCAACGUUCAGUCAUAUCAAAAUCUCCAAGCGCUGAACAACGUACAAGACAUAAAGCGCCACAAAUGGUCUUCGACAUUUUCGGGACUUCGGCCACUCAUGUUUGAUCAACCUGAUUGGGAUUCGGAGCUAGUGAUGUCGCAGCUGCAAGAUCCAUCAAACGACUUUCACCGGAAAAAGUUUCUGCUGGAGCUUCUCAUAACUGCAAACCUGAUUAAACGCAUACUUUCAGAUGAGACUGUUAAAAACUUUUAUCGCACUCAAUAUGACCAACCGCUUGGAACCAAGCAUAGCGACGAAGACGGCAGCAAUGCUGCUGCACUACAAGAUAUAACCCAGAUAAUCACCAGUAGGAUUGAGAAAUUUUAUGACCAUCAUGAUAAAACAUAUAGAAGCCUUUUGACGGACCUGAUUACGGGUGAUGGGGCCUUCUUAGACCUGAAAGCGAAGAAGGGUUUCAAACUUUUCAACGAAUUCACCUUCCCCACGGACAGUGAAGGACCAGUUCCUGAGGUUAACUACUCUUACAAGGGUUUUGGAUGGAUAAAACUUGGGAACAAGAAGCUAGACAACGUCUGGAAAACUAAGAGUGGGCUUGGGUCGAUCGAUUACAGUUUGCGCAGCUCUCAGGAAACAUUUGACCAAUUACGCGAUGACUAUCAAAAACGAAGUUUCGACACGUCAACACCAACUCAUGGAGACCAGACGGUCGAGCAGUGGAAACAUUUACGUCGCUUGCGGCCCCAAUUUCUUUUUCAAUUAAGUAAUGUUGAUGAGAAUACUGGUGUCUCGGGUCUGUUUGAUUCCAGCUUAAUUCACAAGUCUCGGGAGAAAAAGUCUCGCCUGCCGGAGCAAGUAGAGGCUGCAAAAGAAUAUUUUGAAGCAAAAAAGAAGCGAAAAGUUGAGCUUUCGGAGGAAGCCGCUGAAACGGUUGAAGAAAAACAAGACAUCUGUGAUACUGAUAAGAAUCUGGCCACGGGAAGACCAGAUGAUACAACGCUUAUGCCUACAUCUGUCACCCUUGAACCGAUGCAUAACGGAGAAGAGACUACCACAACGACACUUCCUCGGUCGUCUUCACCAAGAGGCGGCGACCAGCCUAUCGAACAACAGGAGUCUAAAGAUGGUAUCAAGGAUGAGCCCAAAAAUGACAUUUGCAUUGAAGAGCCAGACACGAGUCAAAACGACCAAGGAGCACCGACAAUUGGCAAAGGAGAAGAAAGGUUGUCAGGCUCGGAUAUGGAGAUCGAAGCGCCGUCACCCGCUAAUCUGUGA
Molecule: messenger RNA, 2196 nt
Organism: Lachancea sp. 'fantastica'
Lineage: Eukaryota; Fungi; Ascomycota; Saccharomycetes; Saccharomycetales; Saccharomycetaceae
Source: the annotation of a GenBank genome assembly